CGAUUUUAAUAUUAUAUGUAGAAUUUUUGUUUUGUUUUAUAAAGAAAACUAAAUAUGAUAUUCCGAAAACUUUUAACAAAUGUCGAAAUAAUGUUAAUCGCUACAAUAGCACUUUGCAUUGCUAUCAAUACCGAAAAUGACACUACAGUUGGUUAUCAUUUACCGGAUUACAUAAUACCAUUGCAUUACGAUGCCAAUAUAAGAUUUAACUACGAAACAAAUGAUAUUAUUGGUGAAUGUAAUAUAACUAUAAACAUUAAUCAUCAAACAGAAAAUAUAACUCUGUAUCCAGUGACUUUCGCUAUAAUAAAAAUAGUUUUGUAUGACAACCUUCUUAGUCAAAAAGUUUACGUUCCAAAGUAUUCGUUUAAUGAAUUAAACAUGUUUAUGAUCGAUUUUACCAAGACGCCAAAACUGCACAAAUUUUUACCACCCGGAAGAUACAUUUUAAUGAUAGCAUAUAUGAGUCACCUAAAUAAUAAUGAAGAAUACUUUAUACAAUCUUUAUUCUCCGAUAAAACACUGGACAACAUGUUAAUAAAGACAGGCGUUGAUAUAAUGACCGCUCGACAACUAUUCCCAUGUUGGGACGAUAUUGCACUUAAUUCGACCUUUAAACUUUCCAUCAAGCAUCAUAAAAAAUAUUCAGUUUUAUCAAAUAUGCCUGUACAAACGACAAAAAAUGAUGACAUACGUGACAUGAUGUGGACACAUUUUGAAAAAUCACCUUCAAUGUUCAUUCAACAUAUAAAAGUUGUGAUAACCACAUUCACUAAUAUUUCUACUUCGGUUGCAAACGUCACAUUUUGGGGUAGAAAAAACGUGACAUACUAUUUACAAUUAGCGGAAUCCAUUGCGCAACAAGUCCUAUACUUUUUGAAACGUGAAAAUACUAUAAACAAAUUACCAAAAAUAGACUAUGUUGUACUUUGGGAUACUCAACACGAUACUCAACACAUUGUGACAUCGGGACUAAUUUUACAAAGAGAAACCGAUAUUAUUUAUGAUGAAGACUCAGAUCCCAUAGGACAUAAAUUGAAAGUGGCAUGUCUUAUAACACAUCAAAUAAUAUCUCUUUGGUACGAUGAUGUGUUGCUGUGGUCAAAAACAGGUUUUGUUACAUUGCUUGCAACAUAUAUCUUCCAUCAGAUUCCUCCGGAUUAUGACAUAAUGAAUUUAUUUAUCGCCGAAACACAACGGAAAUCUUUUCUCUUUGAUACUUCUUCUGAUGCAAAUGAAACGAAUUCACUUAGCUAUCGUCUAGAUCAUAUAAAGCCAUCCAAUAUAUGGCGCAUGUUACACCAUUUGAUAACUCCUGAUAUGUUUUGGACUGGUAUCCGCACAUAUGUUAAUAACAAACAAUAUAAUCAAACAAAUGAUUUAUGGAACAUGAUGCAAACUAUUAUACCAAAUAACUCAAUCACAUUUAUUGUAAAAAGACUUAUAUCUGUUUGGAUAGAGGAAAAAUAUUAUCCUAUACUGUACGUGACACGAAAUGAUAUGACUAACGAGAUAAUAUUCCAGUAUCUUACUUUCGAUUUUGACGAGGAUACAGAACAUCUUUCAGCAUUCGUGACAUAUACGACAAAAUCAAAAAUGAACUUUCACGACAUUUUUGCCAAUAAAUUCUGGUUAUCACCGCAAAAACCGAAAAAAUUAGUGCAAAAGUUUGAUGAAAAUGAUUGGAUUAUAGUCAAUUUACAACAAACAGGGUAUUAUCGUGUUAAUUAUGAUGUUGCAAAUUGGCUACAACUUGCGCAAUAUAUGAAUUCUGUGAAAUAUGUCGACAUACAUGUUCUUAAUCGAGCUCAAAUCAUAGAUGACGCGUUUUACUUCGUCACACAUAAACAACUUGAUUACAUUGUGUUUUGGAAAAUCUCUGAAUUUUUAUCACGAGAAAUAAAUUAUGUGGCAUGGUAUCCUAUGUUUAAAGCUUUUGAACAUAUGAGUGUUAUAGGUUCAAUUAAAAAUACUGAUUCCCUAAAGGAAAAGAUGGAAAAAAUAUUGAGUGGAGUUCUGUAUCAAAUAGGAUACGUGCCAAAACCAUACCAGAGCGAUCUCAUCGAAUGUUUAAGAGAGGAAGCCGUAAAAUGGGCAUGUAUUAUUGGUAACAAAGAAUGUAGAGAAGUAGCCAAUAUGCAAAUGACAAGAGAUCUACAUUCUGACAGUGGCAUCUCUGUAACGCAAUCGGAAUGGAAAGGAUGGAUGUAUUGUAAUGGUCUGGUGUCAGCGAACAGCACCAUUUGUGAAGAUCCUUUAGUUGUUUCUAAUUAUAUACAGAUGAUUUCGGAUGAUGAUGAUUUAUUACAACGCAACAAUACACGUGCUCAUAUAUUUCUUCUUACCGUUGCGAAACAUGCAAGCAACGAUACAGUUUGCAAUUUUAUAUUGCAAAAUCUCAAUAAAAAUAUACCUAUGUUCACCUCUAACACGCAAGCCGACAUAAUUGCAACAUUAAUUGUUAUUAUUACGCACCAACAUGUUGUAGAACAAUUAGCUAAGGUACUUGAAUUUGCGAAAAUUAAUUUGAGAAAAAAGCGAUUAGUUAAUGCUGUUAAAAAAAAAAUUAAAAAACGAAAAGACGAGUACGCAAGAAAAGUCAGAAACUUAGGACACAUCGGUUUGCGUCGGUUUAAAUAAUAUUUAUUUAAUUUAAUUAUUCCUUCUUAGACUGCAAAUUUUUGUUGGACCAGAUAUUUGUUAUCUUUCAUCAUUUCUUUACCUGUUCAUCAACAUGACAUAAGAAAAGUUUCACUAAAUGUGGCUUGUUUUA
Linepithema humile (Argentine ant) is the source of this 2773-nucleotide messenger RNA. The record is from RefSeq and is a predicted model, not a curated record. Lineage: Eukaryota; Metazoa; Arthropoda; Insecta; Hymenoptera; Formicidae.